AUGGCUAAUUAUAGUUCUCAAAGAGUUCAAGAAUAUAUUAAUGAUGACAAACAUCAAAUAAAGUCAGAAUUGACAGGAAAGAAACUUGGAUCAACGGCAUUACGUCAUAUUUUUCAAGGUGAAAUUGAAGCAAAUACUUCUGGUAUCGUAGUAGCUCAAGGUCUGCAUUCACUUGUUGAACAACCCAAUAACGUAAAGAUCAUGAAAACAAUCGAAAAGCUAGAUAAAAAUGGUGUCUAUAUAGUUAAACUAGCCAUGACAGAUUUAACAACAGGUAAAAUUUAUACUAAACGUUCAACAAUGUUUCCACAUACUUGGUCAAAACAGCGAAUCAUAUAUGAAAUUGAAUCGGUUUUGCCAGCAAUAACAAUAUUUCCAGCAACAACAUCUUCUAGCUAUUGUGUUUUGAAAAAGACAUCUUCAAAUGGUAUACCAUUGAACAUUAUUUUUCAAAAUGGUCUUCCUUUAUCUGCAUAUCCAACAUGGAAAAAGAAUCGUAAAUAUGACUUUGAUUAA
Rotaria sp. Silwood2 is the source of this 516-nucleotide messenger RNA. The record is from the annotation of a GenBank genome assembly. NCBI's taxonomy places the organism in Eukaryota, Metazoa, Rotifera, Eurotatoria, Philodinida, Philodinidae.